GUGCGCUGUUUCCCUCAGACACAGUGGAUCACCGAUCGCAGAAAGAGCCGAAGAUGUCAGCUCGGUCAUGUGAUCAGCUGUGUCCAAUCACAGCUGAUCACAUGGGACAUGUACACUGAUCAUCAGGGCACUGAUGAUCAGUGUGCCCUGAUGAUCAGUGUAGCCCCAGUAGUGCCACCUGUCAGUGUCCAUCAGUGCCUUAUGUCAGUGCUCAUCAGUGCCUCGUGCCAGUGCCCAUCAGUGCUACAUAAGUGCCACAUAUCAGAGCCUACCAGUGCACAUCAAUGCUACAUAUCAGUGCCCAUCUGAGCUGCCUUUCAGUGUCACCCAUCAGUGCCAGUCAAUGCCACCUAUCAAUGCCAAUUAGUGCAACCUAUCAGUGCUGCCAAUCAGUGCCACCUAUCAGUGCCAGUCAGCCACCUAUCAGUGCCAGUCAGUGCUGCCUAUCAGUGCCGCCUAUCAGUGCCCUGUCAGUGCCGCCUAACAGUG
Staurois parvus is the source of this 489-nucleotide messenger RNA. Lineage: Eukaryota; Metazoa; Chordata; Amphibia; Anura; Ranidae. The record is from the annotation of a GenBank genome assembly.